AUGGACGACGCCGGGGAGAUACACGCGCUGGGGAGCCUGCGGCGGGACGGAUCGGUGUGGUCGGCCGCCAGCAACGUCUUCUCCUCGCUGUCGUCGCGCGGGGAUGGCGGCAGCGGGGGCGGGGGCGGGCGCGGCGACGACGACGAGGAGGCCCUGCGGUGGGCGGCGCUCGAGAAGCUGCCCACCUACGACCGCGCGCGGACGGCCGUGCUCGCCAUGCCCGAGGGCGACCUCCGCCAGGUGAACGUGCAGAAGCUCGACCCGCAGGAGCGCCACGCGCUGCUGCAGCGCCUCGCCUGGGUCGGCGACGACCACCAGCGCUUCCUCUCCAAGUUUAAGGACCGCGUCGACCGAGUGGGGAUUGAGCUGCCCAAGAUCGAAGUGCGGUACCAGAACCUGAACGUCAAGGCAGAGGCGUAUGUCGGCAGCAGGGGCCUGCCCACCAUCUUCAACACAUACGCCAAUGUGCUCGAGGGCAUCGUAAAUGCGCUUCACAUAACACCAAGUAGGAAACAGAAAAUAUCGAUCCUUCACAAUGUCAGCGGUAUUAUCAAGCCGCACAGAAUGACACUGCUUUUGGGUCCUCCUGGCGCGGGGAAAACCUCACUGCUGCUGGCCUUAGCUGGAACACUCCCUUCAAAUCUUGAGGUAACAGGGGAUAUAACUUACAAUGGGCAUACAAUGGACGAGUUUGAGGCCCGGAGAUCAGCUGCUUAUGUCAGUCAACAUGAUCUACACAUGGGAGAAUUAACUGUUCGUGAGACGGUCAAUUUCUCUGCAAGAUGUCAAGGAAGUGGUCAUCGCUAUGACUUGCUAGUGGAAUUGUCAAGGAGAGAAAAGGACGCAGGAAUAAUACCAGAUAAAGAAACUGAUACCUACAUGAAGGCUGCUGCUACAGGAGAGCAAAAGGCUGAUGUGGUCACAAAUUACAUACUAAAGGUCUUGGGGUUGGAUAUCUGUGCUGACACAAUCGUUGGAAACAAUAUGUUGAGAGGCAUAUCCGGAGGCCAAAAAAAGCGAGUAACUACAGCUGAGAUGCUUGUCACCCCAGGACGAGCCCUUUUCAUGGAUGAGAUAUCAACCGGACUUGACAGCUCAACAACCUUCCAGAUUGUGAACUCUAUCCGGCAAACCAUUCACAUUGUUGGCGGAACAGCAGUUAUCACUUUGCUACAACCUGCACCUGAGACAUAUGAAUUGUUUGAUGAUAUAAUUCUCCUCUCAGAUGGUCAGGUUGUCUACAAUGGUCCUCGUGAAUAUGUUACAUCAAAGAAAGAUCAGAGACAAUACUGGAAACAUGGUGAUGACACCUACCGAUACGUCCCCGUGAAGGAGUUUGCAGAAGCAUUUCAAUCUUUCCAUGUUGGUGAGGCUAUACAAAAUGAGUUGGCAGUCCCAUUCGACAAGAGUACGAGCCAUCCUGCUGCUCUGAAAACAUCAAAAUAUGGCGCCAGCGUGAAAGAGCUACUUAAAGCAAAUAUUGACAGAGAGAUAUUGCUAAUGAAAAGAAAUUCGUUCGUAUACAUAUUCAAGGCAGUUCAGCUAACACUCAUGGCACUCAUUACGAUGACCGUCUUUCUCCGAACCAAUAUGCAUCGUGACUCAGUAACAGAUGGAAGGAUAUACAUGGGUGCCCUGUUCUUUGGGAUCCUGAUGGUCAUGUUCAAUGGACUAGCAGAAAUUGGCCUAACUAUUGCAAAGCUCCCAGUUUUCUUCAAGCAAAGGGAUCUUCUCUUCUACCCUGCAUGGACAUACUCCUUGCCAUCAUGGAUCAUUAAGACUCCCCUCUCGUUGCUCAAUGUAACAAUUUGGGUCUUCAUAACAUACUAUGUUAUUGGAUUUGAUCCCAACGUAGAAAGACUUUUUAGACAGUUCCUGCUCCUCUUACUAAUGAAUGAGGCAUCAUCAGGAUUGUUCCGUUUCAUUGCUGGGCUUGCAAGGCAUCAGGUUGUUGCAAGCACCCUUGGUUCAUUCGGCAUUCUGAUAUGCAUGCUUUUGGGUGGAUUCCUCCUGGCAAGAGCUAUUAUUCAUCUGAUAUGGCAGCGAGAAUGUGAAGAAAUGGUGGAUUUGGGGUACUGGAUAUCACCCCUGAUGUAUGCACAAAACGCCAUAUCAGUAAAUGAAUUCCUGGGUAGCAGCUGGAAUAAGCAAGUAAUCCCCGGUUCAGCAGAACCACUUGGAAAACUAGUUCUAGAAUCUAGUGGACUUUUUCCUGAGGCAAAAUGGUACUGGAUUGGUGUGGGUGCCUUGCUUGGAUAUGUGCUGCUAUUCAAUAUGCUCUACACUAUCUGCCUCACAUUCCUCAAACCAUUUGACAGCAAUCAACCAACAAUUUCUGAGGAGACGUUAAAGAUAAAACAAGCAAAUCUAACUGGUGAAGUUUUAGAAGCAUCAUCGAGAGGACGGGUUGCCAGCACUACAGUAACAGCUAGAAGUACUUUGGAUGAGAGCAAUGAUGAAGCAGCUUCCAACCAUGCAACAGUAAAUUCUAGUCCAGUUAACAAAGGAAUGGUCCUCCCUUUUGUACCUCUCUCCAUCACUUUUGAAGAUAUAAGAUACAGUGUGGACAUGCCAGAGGCAAUCAGAGCACAAGGUGUCACAGAGACCCGGUUGGAACUACUGAAGGGUAUAAGUGGUUCGUUUAGGCCAGGAGUACUUACUGCUCUUAUGGGUGUCAGUGGUGCUGGCAAGACAACACUGAUGGAUGUGUUGGCUGGGAGGAAGACCAGUGGAUACAUUGAGGGCAACAUUACCAUAUCAGGUUACCCGAAGAAACAAGAAACUUUUGCUCGUGUGUCAGGAUACUGUGAGCAAAAUGACAUCCAUUCACCAAAUGUUACUGUCUAUGAAUCCCUUGCAUUCUCCGCAUGGCUCAGAUUACCUGCUGAUGUUGAUUCCUCAACAAGAAAGAUGUUUAUUGAUGAGGUUAUGGAGCUUGUGGAGCUUUUACCCUUAAAAGAUGCAUUGGUGGGAUUGCCUGGUGUGAGUGGACUAUCAACAGAGCAAAGGAAGAGGCUAACAAUAGCUGUUGAGCUUGUUGCUAAUCCUUCUAUAAUUUUCAUGGAUGAACCGACAUCUGGACUUGAUGCUCGAGCAGCAGCUAUUGUCAUGAGGGCAAUAAGGAAUACUGUGGACACAGGAAGAACUGUUGUUUGUACCAUUCACCAGCCAAGUAUAGAUAUCUUUGAAUCUUUUGAUGAGCUCUUCCUUAUGAAACGUGGAGGUGAAGAGAUUUAUGUAGGUCCACUAGGACUACACUCAUGUGAACUGAUCAAAUAUUUUGAGGGUAUCGAAGGUGUCAACAAGAUAAAAGAUGGCUACAACCCCUCGACAUGGAUGCUGGAAGUGACUAGUACAAUGCAAGAACAGAUAACUGGUAUUAACUUCAGUGAAGUAUACAAGAAUUCAGAAUUAUACAGGAGGAAUAAAACUUUGAUAAAGGAGCUAAGCACGCCUCCAGAAGGUUCAAGUGACCUAUCCUUUCCAACCGAAUACUCGCAGACUUUCCUCACACAGUGUUCCGCUUGCCUGUGGAAGCAAAGUAUGUCAUAUUGGAGAAACCCUCCAUAUACUGCUGUCAAAUACUUCUACACAACAGUGAUUGCCCUGUUGUUUGGAACAAUGUUCUGGGGUGUAGGCAGAAAAAGGGAUAGUCAACAGGACUUGUUCAAUGCCAUGGGUUCCAUGUAUGCCUCGGUUAUUUUCAUGGGAGUACAGAAUUCUGGUUCAAUUCAGCCAGUUGUAUCAGUUGAGCGAACAGUCUUUUACAGGGAAAGGGCGGCUCAUAUGUACUCGCCAUUGCCAUAUGCCUUGGGACAGGUUGUAAUUGAACUUCCAUACAUCUUUGUUCAGUCCUUAAUAUAUGGUGUACUGGUGUAUGCUAUGAUUGGGUUUGAAUGGACAGCUGCCAAGUUCUUUUGGUACCUGUUCUUCAUGUAUUUCACUCUAGCAUACUACACAUUUUACGGGAUGAUGGUGGUGGGCCUGACUCCAAACUACAAUGUCUCCUCUGUUGCGUCCACGGCGUUUUAUGCCAUUUGGAACCUUUUCUCGGGAUUUUUAAUACCAAGAACUAGAAUUCCAGUUUGGUGGAGAUGGUUCUACUGGAUUUGCCCAAUUGCAUGGACACUCAACGGACUGGUCACUUCACAAUUUGGAGACGUAACCGAGACGUUCAGUAACGGUGGGAUGCGUAUAUCUGACUUUGUCGAAGACUACUUUGGGUACCAUCAUGACUUGCUGUGGGUGGUUGCCGUGGUGGUGGUCGCAUUUCCUGUGCUCUUUGCCUUGCUUUUCGGGCUCUCGCUCAAGAUAUUCAACUUCCAGAAGAGGUAA
Molecule: messenger RNA, 4335 nt
Organism: Miscanthus lutarioriparius
Lineage: Eukaryota; Viridiplantae; Streptophyta; Magnoliopsida; Poales; Poaceae
Source: the annotation of a GenBank genome assembly